CUGUGUUUGGAGUCUUUACUGCAGGAGCCAAACAUCAAGGGGUCAAACAUUAACCCCCCUGCACUGUAUAAAAGCUCCGCGCGCGCCGUGGAGGUCAGAAAAGCCCUCGAGCUCGGACCAUAACCUCGCUUUCACAGCCUUCCUCCCACCUUCACUUCCUCGGCAUUUUGGAACCAUGCUCGUGCUCGUGCUCGCGCUCGCGCUCUCGUGCCUCCUCGUGCCCGUGCGUUCUUCUCCGGUCGCGCCUCCUCCUCCGCCUCUGCCGAUCCGCUGCGCGCCGUGCACGGCGCAGCAGCUGAGCGCGUGUCCGCCCGUGCCUGCGCGCUGCCCAGAGGUGCUGCGCGAGCCGGGUUGCGGCUGCUGUCUGGCGUGCGCGCUCUCGCGGGGGGACGCGUGUGGCGUGCACACUGCGCCCUGCGGCUCGGGCCUGCGCUGCGUCCCGCGCGCCGGAGACCCACAGCCUCUGCACUCGCUCACGCGCGGCCAGGGCGUGUGCGCGGAGCAGGAAGAGAAGCGGGAGGAGGAGCGCGGCUCGCAGCAGGACGCUGAAACGCUGAUGCUGAAACACAACACCGUCCCCACGGAGGAGUCCGAUCAGGACUCCCUGCACGCGCUCCUAGGAAUGAGCAGCGCGCUGGACCCCGAGACGCACGACGCCAUACGGGCCAAAGCGAACGCCAUCCUCAAGAAGCUCGUGCAGCUGGGUCCCUGUCACACUCAGCUACACACUGCUUUGGACACCAUCGCCGCCUCUCAGCAGGCCUUAGGAGAGAAGUUCACGUCAUUCUACCUUCCGAACUGUGACAAGCACGGCUUCUACAAGGCCAAGCAGUGUGAGACCUCUCUGGUAGGCCAGCCUCCACGUUGUUGGUGUGUGUCGUCCUGGAACGGAAAGAGAAUUGUAGGGUCCAGUGACGUGUCGGUAGAUGACCUCUGCCAUCAGGAGGUCACUCACUGAAGACGACCUUCAUCACACACACUUGAGAGAAAAGGAGUUUAUCCUUAAUUUAUUUUUUGUUCUAUGACUUUAUGACUACUUAUUUAUUUAAUAUAUAUAUAUAUAUGUUUAUAUGCUCAGAUAGUAGUAAUUUGGAGUAUUUAUGCAGAAUAUUUUGCUUGCAAAUAGAAAAGGUGAAUUAUUACUGUUAUUAUUAAUGGUUUAUUGGUUGUUUUGUUUUGUUUUUUUUGUUUUGGUCUAAACAACUCCAGUGCUGAAGAACCGCACAGCUGCACUUCAGCCAGACAUGUUAUGUUUUGGAAGUGUAAUAUUGUAAACAUACAUUGCAGCAGAUUGAAUUCAUACAUAUACAGUAUUGUGUAGUCCACCCUUCAUUUAUACAAUUUUCAGUCAAAUUGUCCUUUAAAUACAAGUUUAUCUUUCAGCAUCAGGAAAAAAAGCCUCACAAUUAAAUAUAAUAUCAAGCCUUUCAGUUUUUAUUGGGCUCCCAUUCUUUUCAGGAGCCUCGCUUUCAGUUUUUUCAAAGAAAUAUGCAGGGAUUUUUUUUCACAACUCCAAAGUUCAGUCUUUUUCUUAGCAUAACCUCUUAAUGGCUUCUUGAACAGCUGCACAUCCUUUCAGACCCAUAGCGUUGAGUCGUCCUCUCACAGUGGAAGGAUGGACAGAAACACCUGUGGAUGUUUUCAGAUCUGAAGCAGCUUGAUUUUCUCCUCUCUCUCAAAGAUGAAAGCUUUAAGUGCUGUUUGAGGACAGUUUUGGUGUCUACCAAGCCUUGAAUUUUGGAGACUCUCCUCAAAAAUAUCUCCUGAAAAAUCAAUAAUAUGAACUUCAUGGCCGUUUUGGCGAGAGGGUAAAUAAAUGAGGGCUGGACUGACUUUUGCACAUUGCUGUAAAUAUUGCAAAUGCAUUGCAUUUUGAAUAAAGGCAGGCCAGUCAGAUUUUGGACCUGUGCUACAACAGCUUGGCCAUUCAUUUGCUUUAUGAUGUGCCAAUACGUCCUACAUUUGUGCGUGCUCCUCAAACAUUCUGCCUCAACCUGCUAGCCGCGUGUUUUCGGCCCGCUUUUCUGCCCCUAAAAGGAAUAGCGCUGGAUUUUUUUCUGCUUACUUGGGACAACUGCCAAUUGAUCCCAGAUGUUUUGAAGUAGAUCGCAGUUCUGGCCUGUGUUUGUGGCUCAUGUAAAGCUUCUCUACCUCUACAAAAGUCCUACAAAGUGCAGGUUCCUCAGCCUCGGCCCAGGCUUCGGUCAGCUUCUCAGUGCCAAAACACUUCCUCUCCGUGUCCGCAGGCUUGAGUCGAUGGCCGUACGGCUGUUUUUUUGGAAGCCGUGCGGAGCUCCUGCUGGUUUUGGAGAGCAGGAGCCAUAGGGGCCGGGGUUCGGCUUCUGCUGCAGCAUCGAUAUUUUCAUUGCUUAAAGCUUAAAAAGCCAAGUCGGUCCAGGAACACUUUAUGAAUGCGGCUCCAGUGUUGCCGCAUACCGAGCCUUUACACAGGAAAAGAGA
Messenger RNA from Colossoma macropomum (tambaqui), 2460 nucleotides. RefSeq names its product insulin-like growth factor binding protein 1b (gene igfbp1b). The coding region runs from base 176 to 958 and encodes 260 amino acids. Gene Ontology annotation, molecular function: insulin-like growth factor II binding; insulin-like growth factor I binding. Gene Ontology annotation, biological process: regulation of insulin-like growth factor receptor signaling pathway. The transcript is spliced from 3 exons. The record is from RefSeq and is a predicted model, not a curated record. Lineage: Eukaryota; Metazoa; Chordata; Actinopteri; Characiformes; Serrasalmidae. Gene Ontology annotation, cellular component: extracellular region.